Molecule: messenger RNA, 3138 nt
Organism: Lingula anatina
Lineage: Eukaryota; Metazoa; Brachiopoda; Lingulata; Lingulida; Lingulidae
Molecular function (GO): protein binding; palmitoyltransferase activity
Source: RefSeq, a predicted model, not a curated record
GAGCACUGUCUAAACCACAGGGAUUUAAAGUUUAUUUUCAAAAGACCUAGGUAGGUUGUUGUACACACAUGGAAACUGAGAACUGAAGAGGAAGUCUCACCGAGUUGCAGUCUAAACCGUGUCAUUGUGAGCAAUGGCAUCACAUGGACACAGUCAUGGCGGUGGCCAGUGUAACCACAGUCAUGGGGGUGGAGGAUUUCCCCAGGGGAUGGCAGGGAUACCCCAGGGACUGUUACCAGGAGGGCACAGUCAUGGGGGUGGAGGCAUAGGACAGACAGGAAUGGGGGGUAUUCCAGGAAUGGUACCAAUGGGAGGUUUACCCAUGCCAGCCAUGGGAGGUUUCCCCAUCCCGGGACAAAUGGGAGGAGGCAUUCCCAUGCCUUCUGUGGGGAAAAUGGGAGGCAUGCCAAUGCCAAGAGUGGGAAACAUGUCAAUGCCAGCAGGAGUGAGACAAAUGGGAGGCAUGCCAGUGGGACAAACCUUUCCAAUGCAAGGCAUUCAGAUGCAGGGUAGUCCUAUGUCACAAGGUGGUACAGGUGCUGCUGGUGGUCCUGUCCCAGGGGCCAUGCAGGUCCAGAUGCCCCCACAGAUGGCACUACUCUCACAAAUGAUGGCACAAGACAGUUCGGAUCCUGCAGAGGAGGUUGAUAUAUUUGAGGCCCUGGAUGCUGCCAGGUCUAGUCUGAACUCUGUAGCUCACACGUGUGGAGAGCCGGGCUCAGUGUGCGCGGCCUCUCACGGCAGCCAGGAGGAGGUGAAGAAAAAGAUGGCUGCAGGACAAAAGAUAAUGAAAUUGUUAAUGAAGAACCCAGCAGUGAUAGACCAGAAAGACAAACGCGGCAACACUCCCCUCCAUCACGCCCUCAAGAACGACCAGACCAAUUUUGCCACCUUGAUGGUCCAGUUUGGUGCUGACCCCAAUGUCCGUAAUGACCUGGAGGAGACCCCCGUCCACUUGGCGUGUCAGUGCGGUGACCUGAAGCUGGUCCAUGUCCUCAGACAGUGCGGAGGUGACAUCACAGCGAAGGAUGCGGAGAUGAGAACGUGUUUGCACCAUGCAGCACGUGGUGGACAUGUCCCAACCAUACACUACCUGUCUACCUACUGUGGGUUAUCUCUCCGGGACUUGAACAAAGACCAACAAAGUCUGCUCCACAUCUGCUGUGAGAGGGAACACAUCGAUGCUGUUAAAUAUCUACUGAAACAUGAUAGAAGUGAUGUCCGUCAGGCUGACAGUGAAGGCACAACUCCACUUCACAUCACAGCUCAGCGUGGCAAUGGUUUCCUGUCAUGGAUGCUGCUACAAAAGAACGGGACACACCAGCUGCAGAGUAAAAAUCGAGAAGGGCUCACACCAGUGGAACUAGCACAGAGAGGACAGACACAAAGACACAAGGAGCUUGCCCCCGUCCUGGUAUCUCUUGCCAAAUACAAGCUGAACAUGAGACCCAGUCUCCCCUGGUCUAUAUAUUUGUGGAAUGCAACAUGGCCAUUUCUCAUCCACCACACUGUCCUCCUACUGCUGUGGUUGGUCCCUGUGCUAUCAGACUGGCUGGCUGGCCUCCUGAUGCUUGUGGUCACUCUGAAUCUAGGCUACAGGGUGCUGGGAAAGACUUCUCAUAGGUUGAGUCAUAUCAGCAAAAUGCCAAAUCACCUCCAGGCAUCCACUCUAAUCCUGGGUGUCCUGGAGUCCCUGCUGCUGUUCUGUACAGAGGUGCUGCCCACACUGUGGACUGCAGGAGAUAGGAUCCUGGUGGUGGUGUCAGCGGUGAUGGUGACGGGACUGGUGUACAUACACGGAAGAAUACUGCUGGUGGAUCCAGGAUUUGUGAUGGUUUCGAAAAUGAAACCUGAAGGUAACACGUGUUACACAUUACAAGACCUGGUGGAGGGACCGUUCCCUGUCUCUGCCUGGUGCCACAUAUGUGAGUUGAUUCCAUCCAAACCCACCAAGCACUGUAAGCUGUGUGAAAGAUGCUGCCACAAGAUGGACCACCACUGCCUGUUUACCAUGAAAUGUGUGGGCCACAACAACCACCUCCUUUUUGUAUCCUUCCUGAUCUACAUGGGACUGUGUAACUUUGCCUUCGUAAUAGAGGCCUUUGUGUACCUGGCGGUCAUCCAUCCUGAAGUUAGUGGACAGUGGGGACUGGUCACUGUUGCAUGUAUCGGUCACCCCUGGUUGUUUUCAGCCAUGGUCCUGAACCUGUUACUGGGGGCAUGGAUGGUGUAUAACCUUGUGAACAGCUUAAGAUUAGUCAGUAAGGGGUACACGUAUGUUUUUAGGCCCAAAAACCCUGGACACAUCUGUGGACUGAAUUUCUCUGACCAGAUGAUGAACACUUGGCAUUUUAUUACUGGGCACCCAGAAAAGAUUGUCAAGGAUCCAUUUUAUACUAUGUAAUUGGUGCCAAUUCUGUGUAAUAUUUUUUUUCAUUACAUGAUGUCAAGUUCAUACAUUAGCUGGCUUAUUUGUGCCAUGCAUUCUCUAUGCUAUUUUUAUACUAGAUAUUGUUAUCCAGGAAACGGAAAUCACCAGUAAUGAUUAUACUGGCAGUCUUUUUCUAUUAUUAAAAGUUGUUAUUUCAUUGUGUUCAUAUGUUUUGGGGCAAGCUAUACCCGAUAACACAGAAAUGACAUGUUUGCGCCUCAUUUUAAAACUGGGUCAUGCUGACAAUAGUCUCCAAUACACCAAAGCUGUAUCAGUUAAAAGUUUUAAAAAGAAAUGUUUUAUGUUUGUGCUAUACUUGGGAUAUUUUCGAACAAGCUUUUACUGUUAAAAUACCAGAUAGUGCUAUUUUGUCUUAGUUUAGAUAUUCUUUUCAGUUGUAUAACAGUUUCAAGCAAAACUGACAGUGCAUUAGGUGAAUGAUUUUAAAGAAUGUGCAAUUUAAUGAACAAAUGAUAUAUGCAGAUUAUUUCGUGAAUUUAUUUUUUAAUUAUUGCGUAAUUUUAAAAAGUGCUUCCUAAAUUCUGGUGCAAUUUUAGGCCUGUAGAAUGCUUUCAGUAUAUUCUUUUGUUAUAAUCAAGUAUGGUUAUAUUUGUACUUUUAUUAAAGAUUAAUUGAUUAUGUUGACAUACAAGUAUUAAAUGUUAUGAAACUCAGAAUCUUGUUGAAAUAAAUUGUUUGUUAAGCUU